AUGAGCGGCAAGCGGUAUGCCUUCGUUCCCAUGGAGGAUGAGGAGGUUGGGCCUCAGAAAGUCGAGAAGAAGUCCAAGAGCAAGCAUCGCGACCGCGACCGCGACCACGAUAGAGAUAGGGACAGAGACCGGGACAGAGGCUCGUCCCGCCGCCACCAGCAAUCCAGGCACAGUCGCAGUCGCAGUCGCAGUCGCUCGCCGCGCGAGUCGCGCAGCAGCAAGUCCAAGUCCUAUCGCACCAAAGAACGGACCAACGAUGACUUUGACGACCGCUGGGGCGACCAGGAGCCCUCCGACGACGAGGCCGCCGCCGACGAUGAACCCGAAUUCCAGGAAUCCGCGUCGAAGCGAGUCAAGCUCAGCCAUGAUGACCAACAAGACGACGCAGACCUCUCGGACUCGGCACGCGACAGAAAGGAGGCCGACGACUUCGCCAAACGUCUGAAGGCGCGCGACGAAGAGAAGACCAAGAAGCUUGUCGAGGACCGGUCCUCCGGCAAGGCGGGCAGGGCACAAGACGAGCGCCGCCGCCUGGCCGAUGACGAGGCUGCAAGACGGGCUGCCAUGCCUGACCUGCGCGAGCGAUCGAGACAGGACUACCUCAAGAAGCGAGAGGCCGAACGGCUGGCCUUGCUGCGCAAGCAGGUCGCCGAAGAGACUGCCGAGCUGCGCAGCGGGGUGCGCCUUAGCGAGAAGGAGAAGGCCGAGUUCGCCAAGAACCGUGAGAUUCUCCGUCUGGCCGAGGAGCGGCUGCGCAUCGACGACCACCGCGAUGGCUACUACAUGCCCGAGGACUACAUCACGGAGAAGGGCAAGAUUGACAAGAAGAAGAAGGAGGACGCGCUGUACAAACGGUAUGUCGAGAAGGACGAGUACGGCCAGGAGAAGUUUGUCACAGAACACGAGGAAUGGGAGAGGGAGCAGGCCCAGAAGGCCAAGGCACAGAUCAACCGGGCCGAGAGAGAGUACGAGGGAGACUAUGAACUGGUCCUGGAUGAAGAGCAGUACAUCAACUGGAACCUCGACGCAACGCUCGCUGGCGAGGGCAAGCAGCUGACCAAGGAGCAACGCUUCUUGGAAGCACAAAUCGAUGCCGCAGAGAAGGCUGCCCUGUCGAUCCAGGAGACCCGGAAGAGUCUGCCCAUAUAUGCCUACAGGGACGAGUUCAUCCAAGCUAUCAACGAGUAUCAGAUCCUCGUAAUUGUGGGAGAAACCGGCAGUGGUAAAACGACACAGCUGCCUCAGUAUCUACACGAGGCUGGCUUUACCAAGAACGGGCAGAAAGUCGGGUGUACACAACCACGAAGAGUGGCGGCGAUGAGCGUUGCUGCCCGUGUGGCUGAUGAGAUGGGCGUCAAGGUUGGUAACGAGGUGGGCUACUCCAUCCGUUUCGAGGACAACACGAGCGACAAGACUAUUCUGAAGUACAUGACGGAUGGUAUGUUGCUGAGAGAGUUCAUGACGGAGCCUGACUUGCAAGGCUAUUCGGCACUGAUGAUUGACGAGGCUCACGAGCGGACUGUCCACACGGAUAUCCUCCUGGCCUUGAUCAAGGAUCUUUCCCGCGAGCGGCCGGACUUGAAGCUCCUCAUCUCUUCGGCUACCAUGAACGCGGAGAAGUUCGCCAAGUACUUUGACGACGCUCCCAUUUUCAAUAUUCCUGGCCGCAGAUAUCCCGUGGACAUCUACUACACACCAGCACCCGAGGCCAAUUACCUGGCUGCGGCUAUCACUACCGUGUUCCAGAUCCACAGCACUCAAGGCAAAGGAGACAUCCUCGUCUUCCUUACUGGACAGGACGAGAUUGAUGCUGCAGAACAGGAGCUGACCGAAACCGCCCGAAAGCUGGGGAAUCGCGUUAAGGAGCUGAUUGUUUGUCCCAUUUACGCCAACUUGCCCUCUGAUCUACAAGCCAAAAUCUUCGAGCCUACCCCGCCUGGGGCUCGAAAGGUAGUCCUGGCGACAAACAUUGCAGAGACAAGUUUGACAAUCGAUGGCAUUGUGUACGUCAUCGACCCUGGAUAUGUCAAGGAAAACGUCUUCAACCCUGCAACGGGCAUGUCAAACCUCGUUGUCGUGCCAUGCUCCAGGGCCUCCGCCAACCAACGAAGCGGAAGAGCCGGUCGUGUGGGCCCUGGAAAGUGCUUCAGGCUAUACACCAAAUAUGCCUACAUGAGUGAGAUGGACGAGUCCACUACCCCGGAGAUUCAGCGAACCAACUUGAACAGUAUCGUGCUGAUGCUCAAGUCUCUGGGUAUCAAUAACCUGCUCGACUUUGAGUUCAUGGAUCCCCCACCGACGGAAUCACUGAUCGGCGCUCUGAACCAGCUGUUUGCUUUGCAGGCUCUUAACCACAAGGGUGAACUCACAAAGGUUGGCAGGCAGAUGGCCGAGUUCCCAACAGACCCAAUGUUAGCCAAGGCUGUUCUUGCUGCCGACAAACUCGGAUGUGUCGAAGAGAUACUCUCGAUUGUGUCCAUGUUGAGCGAGGCAUCUGCUCUUUUCUUCCGGCCGAAAGACAAGAAGAUCCACGCCGACAGCGCUCGAAAUAGGUUCACUGUAAAAGAAGGCGGUGAUCAUCUCACCCUCCUCAACAUCUGGAAUCAAUGGGUCGACAGCGAUUUCUCUCCUGUCUGGUCACGUGAGAACUUCCUGCAACAGAGAUCGCUUACGCGAGCCCGCGAUAUCAGAGAUCAACUGGCAAAGCUCUGUGAGCGCGUCGAAGUUUCUCCAUCCACCUGUGGCGCCUCCAACAUCGACCCGAUCAAGAAAGCCCUGACCGCGGGCUUCUUCCCGAACGCGGCCCGUCUUCAAAGAAGUGGCGACUCUUACCGCACCGUCAAGAACAACACUACCGUCUUUAUCCACCCGAGCUCUGUCCUGAUGGGCUCUGACCCGCCGGAGAAAAUGGUCAUCUACUUUGAGCUCGUGCAGACGACCAAGGAGUACAUGCGGUCUUGCCUCCCCAUCAAGCCGGCAUGGCUGUCAGAAGUCGCACCUCACUUCCACAAGAAGGGUGAUAUUGAGAAUUUGGAAGAGCGCAAGAUGCCGAAGCAGCGCCGAUAG
This is a messenger RNA of Neoarthrinium moseri, 3066 nucleotides long. RefSeq lists its product as uncharacterized. The coding region runs from base 1 to 3066 and encodes 1021 amino acids. The transcript has a single exon. Gene Ontology annotation, molecular function: ATP binding; RNA binding. Gene Ontology annotation, cellular component: catalytic step 2 spliceosome; intracellular anatomical structure. Lineage: Eukaryota; Fungi; Ascomycota; Sordariomycetes; Amphisphaeriales; Apiosporaceae. The record is from RefSeq and is a predicted model, not a curated record.